UUUUCCAACUUUCCAGAAGUUUCUCGGGAUGGGCGGGAGGAGGGGACGCCAUAUAUAGACGUAGGGAGAGGGGAGCGGCGGAGAGUGGAGUCCGUCCGCCGCUCGGGUCGGUGAGUCCCGUCCCGGCGCCAGCCCGGCCCGGCCCAGAAUGAAAAAGGCAGGCAUUGACCUCCCUCUGAGGCAGUUUCAAGACCACGAGAUGGCAGCUGCCAGAGCAGUCGGAUCCUAGCCUCCACCAGUGUUCCUUUCAACCCUUCCCUUUGCCUUGUCAUCUCCUCUUCCGUCCCGCUGCAUGAAGUAGAGGGGGAAAUGAGCUGAAGAAGAGGAAGUGUGGAAAUGUCUUAUGUGGAAAGACUAUCCUGAUUGGAGGCCCCAGAGAGGAGUGAGUCCUCACAGGUCCUCAGUGGCGCACACAACCCACCUCCCAGCCAUGCGCUCCCUCCUGCUCACCAGCACCUUCUGCCUCCUGGCCAUCACCCUGGCUGCGGAGGUGAAGAAACCUGCGGUGGCUGCAGCAGCCCCUGGCACAGGGGAGAAGCUGAGCCCUAAGGCAGCCACGCUGGCUGAGCGCAGUGCUGGCCUGGCCUUCAGCCUCUACCAGGCCAUGGCCAAGGACCAGGCAGUGGAGAACAUCUUGUUGUCACCCGUGGUGGUGGCCUCGUCGCUGGGGCUUGUGUCGCUGGGUGGCAAGGCGACCACGGCAUCGCAGGCCAAGGCUGUACUGAGCGCCGAGCAGCUGCGCGAUGAGGAGGUGCACGCAGGCCUGGGCGAGCUGCUGCGCUCGCUCAGCAACAACACUGCGCGCAAUGUGACCUGGAAGCUGGGCAGUCGCCUGUAUGGACCCAGCUCCGUGAGCUUUGCUGAUGACUUCGUGCGUAGCAGCAAGCAGCACUACAACUGCGAACACUCCAAGAUCAACUUCCGCGACAAAGGCAGCGCCCUGCAGUCUAUCAAUGAGUGGGCUGCCCAGACCACCGAUGGCAAGCUGCCUGAGGUAACCAAGGAGGUGGAACGCACGGAUGGCGCACUGUUGGUCAAUGCCAUGUUCUUCAAGCCACACUGGGAUGAGAGAUUCCACCACAAGAUGGUGGACAACCGAGGCUUCAUGGUGACCCGUUCCUAUACCGUGGGUGUCACCAUGAUGCACCGGACAGGCCUCUACAACUACUAUGAUGAUGAGAAAGAGAAGAUGCAAAUCGUGGAAAUGCCCCUGGCCCACAAGCUCUCCAGCCUCAUCAUCCUCAUGCCCCACCACGUGGAGCCCCUCGAGCGCCUUGAAAAGAUGCUGACCAAAGAGCAGCUGAAGAUAUGGAUGGGGAAGAUGCAGAAGAAGGCUGUUGCCAUCUCCCUGCCCAAGGGUGUGGUGGAGGUGACCCAUGACCUGCAGAAACACCUGGCUGGCCUGGGUCUGACUGAAGCCAUCGACAAGAACAAGGCAGAUCUGUCGCGCAUGUCGGGCAAGAAGGACCUGUACCUGGCCAGUGUGUUCCAUGCCACUGCCUUCGAGUGGGACACGGAGGGCAACCCCUUUGACCAGGACAUCUAUGGGCGCGAGGAGCUGCGCAGCCCCAAGCUCUUUUACGCUGACCACCCUUUCAUCUUCCUGGUUCGAGACUCCCAGAGCGGCUCCCUGCUAUUCAUUGGGCGCCUGGUCCGGCCCAAGGGUGACAAGAUGAGAGAUGAAUUGUAGGGCCCUGGGUGGGCACGGGAUGGCAGAAGGCAGCUGAAGGCUCCUGAAACACAUGGGUGCUAUGGGGGUGGGGGGAACUGAGGUACUGACCUUGGAAAUUCCAUGGGGUGGGUGGGUGGGGGAACAGCAGACUUCCUGUGUGUCUGAGCAGACCUUCCCAGCCAGAAUUCACUCUGCUUAGACAUCAUGAUGCUGAGCCCAGCCCCACAUCCUAUGGGACCUGGGCAAUAGUCGUCAUGCCCUGCCCUCAGACUCCUAGGAUCAAGCCUGCCUCAGUCAGUGUUCAUAUUUAUAGCCAAGUGCUUUCUCAUCUGUGAGACAGAAUUGAGCUGGGGGGUUUAGCCCAGCCCUUGGGAAAUGGGGAUCCUCUUUUCCUGAUACUAUUACCACCUCAGCCCCCUCCCCCAGCUCUAUCCUAAUCUUCCCUGACUUCCCUCAACUAUAAAACUAGGUGCUGCAGCCCCUGGGACAGGCACCUCUACCAUGGCCCUGGCCCUAGUGACAGGGAUCAGGAAAUAGCUCAUGGGUAGGGGGGCUCCUAGGCAGACUCUGGUCAGGCAUUAUGGGGAUGAAUUCCUUCCUUUAAUAAAUUUUCAAAGGUGGGAGGGAAGGGAGAAAAUGAGCCUUUGUUGCUGUCAAACCAAGAACUUAAUUUGUACAAUUUUUUUUCAAUAAAACUUUUCCAAUGAAA
Molecule: messenger RNA, 2381 nt
Organism: Pteropus alecto (black flying fox)
Lineage: Eukaryota; Metazoa; Chordata; Mammalia; Chiroptera; Pteropodidae
Gene: SERPINH1
Product: serpin family H member 1
Exons: 7
Coding region: 344-1690 (448 amino acids)
Biological process (GO): collagen fibril organization; negative regulation of endopeptidase activity
Cellular component (GO): endoplasmic reticulum
Molecular function (GO): serine-type endopeptidase inhibitor activity; collagen binding
Source: RefSeq, a predicted model, not a curated record